GCAACCUCGACAUCAACCUUUUCCCUUGUUACAUACCGGUUCUACAACAUUACGACUUUAUCAUUAUAUUUACCAGGCUCAAUAUUCUUCAUCAGGAGUCUCUUUGGAGGAAAUCACAAACAUCAAUUUCACAUAUGCAUCAACACUGAAUGCUUCAUGGACAGCGUGGCGUACGGAGUUUCAAACAAUAGCCCAACAAUCAUGAAAGGGCCCACGGGAUUAAAAAAAGAUAUUAAACAUGUUCAUUGGGGCGAUUUGGCCUGGCUUUGUCUUCUCUUUCUUUUUGGUAUGCCAACAACGCGGGUUGUGUGGCCUUCUUUGUCUUCACGCGGGUCCUUGAGAUGCGACUUGAGUAUCAGCUUAGUACUUGAAAGUCUCUAUCUUCACAUCCUCAUAUUCCCUUGCUCCAGAUUGUGGCUCGUCCAGAAAAGACAAGCUUUGCCUUGCAAGUAUUUCGAGGGAUGGGGUCAGAGUUUUGCUGGCUAUCCCACCAUUACAAAAUAACUACAGAAAAUGGAGUCUUCGAUUUCAAAUUGUCUUCUUUUGAACUGCUUUCGUGAUUUUGCAUCAUCUUAGAUCAGUAUAGUUAAUCCAAUCAAUUACACGAUACCUUCAU
Molecule: messenger RNA, 616 nt
Organism: Aaosphaeria arxii CBS 175.79
Lineage: Eukaryota; Fungi; Ascomycota; Dothideomycetes; Pleosporales
Exons: 1
Coding region: 157-504 (115 amino acids)
Source: RefSeq, a predicted model, not a curated record